This is a messenger RNA of Beauveria bassiana ARSEF 2860, 5244 nucleotides long. Its product is annotated as kinesin heavy chain. The record is from RefSeq and is a predicted model, not a curated record. Gene Ontology annotation, molecular function: ATP hydrolysis activity; microtubule motor activity; microtubule binding. Gene Ontology annotation, cellular component: kinesin complex; microtubule. The transcript has a single exon. Gene Ontology annotation, biological process: microtubule-based movement; cytoskeleton-dependent intracellular transport. NCBI's taxonomy places the organism in Eukaryota, Fungi, Ascomycota, Sordariomycetes, Hypocreales, Cordycipitaceae. Bases 1 to 5244 code for a protein of 1747 amino acids.
AUGGCUCCCGCAGGCGGUGGCAAUAUCAAGGUCGUGGUCCGAGUUCGUCCCUUCAACAGCAGAGAAAUCGACCGCGGCUCAAAAUGUAUCGUCGAAAUGAAAGACAACCAAACCGUCAUCUCUACCCCAGACGGUCAUGGCGGUAAAAGCGCAAAGGCUGAAGCCCCCAAGAGCUUUGCAUUUGACAGAUCAUACUGGUCCUUUGACAAGAACGACUCAAACUACGCCGCCCAGUCCAACCUCUUUGACGACCUCGGCAAGCCCUUGCUCGACAAUGCCUUUCAGGGCUACAACAACUGCAUCUUUGCCUAUGGCCAGACCGGUUCCGGAAAGUCUUAUUCCAUGAUGGGUUAUGGCAAAGAAAUCGGCAUCAUUCCCAACAUUUGCCAGGACAUGUUUAGCCGUAUAAACCAGAUUCAGGCCGACGCCACGACAAAGUGCACAGUCGAAGUCUCCUAUCUCGAAAUCUACAACGAGCGCGUACGCGACUUGCUCAACCCCUCGACAAAGGGAAAUCUCAAAGUCCGAGAGCAUCCUUCCACCGGCCCCUACGUCGAGGAUCUUGCCAAGCUGGUAGUCGGCAGCUUCCAAGAAAUCGAAAACCUCAUGGAUGAAGGAAACAAGGCCCGUACAGUCGCCGCCACCAACAUGAACGAAACCUCGAGUCGAUCCCACGCCGUCUUCACCCUCAUGCUCACCCAAAAAAAGUACGAUGCCGAGACCAAAAUGGAAAUGGAAAAGGUGGCCAAAAUCUCCCUAGUCGACUUGGCUGGUUCAGAAAGAGCUACGUCCACUGGGGCUACAGGUGCGCGACUAAAGGAAGGUGCCGAGAUCAACCGAUCUCUAUCUACCCUCGGCCGUGUUAUUGCUGCGCUGGCCGACCUGUCCACCGGCGCCAAGAAGAAAAAGGGCGGCUCCCAAGUACCGUAUCGCGAUUCUGUCUUGACAUGGCUUCUCAAAGAUUCGCUCGGUGGAAACAGCAUGACUGCAAUGAUUGCAGCCAUCAGUCCAGCCGAUAUCAAUUACGAUGAAACGCUCAGCACCCUGCGAUACGCCGACUCUGCCAAGCGCAUCAAGAACCACGCCGUCAUCAAUGAAGAUGCCAACGCGCGCAUGAUCAGAGAGCUCAAGGAAGAACUUGCGCUACUACGGAGCAAGCUUGGCGGAGGAACGGUCGGAGCUGGGGGUGCUCCAAUACCUGCAGACGAAAUCUAUGAUGAGAAUACACCGCUCGAGAAGCAAAUGGUCAGCAUCACCGGCGCGGAUGGCUUGCCCAAGAAAGUCUCAAAAGCAGAAAUUGCUGAGCAGCUUAGCCAAAGCGAAAAGCUUCUUACAGACCUUAACCAAACAUGGGAGCAGAAGCUGCAAAAGACUGAAGAGAUUCACAAGGAACGAGAAGCGGCACUCGAAGAGCUUGGCAUCAGCAUCGAAAAGGGCUUCAUUGGGCUGCAUACCCCAAAGAAGAUGCCCCAUUUGGUCAACUUAUCAGACGAUCCAUUACUGGCAGAAUGCUUAGUCUACAACCUCAAACCGGGUACAACGACUGUUGGAAAUGUAGAUACCAACGCCGAUCAUCAGGCCAACAUUCGACUAAACGGAACUCGAAUCCUACACGAUCAUUGUACUUUUGAAAAUGCCGCCGCCGACGGCACAGUCACCGUCAUUCCUAGCGAAGGCGCCUCUGUCAUGGUUAAUGGCAAGCGCAUUACCGAAGCCACUCAACUACAUUCUGGCUACAGAGUCAUCCUUGGAGACUUUCACAUUUUCCGAUUCAACCACCCCAUGGAAGCCAGAGCGGAAAGAGCAGAAGUCGGCAACAGUCUCCUGCGCCAAUCCGUCACAGCCAGCCAUAUCCAGGCUUGGGAGAGGUCAACAUCAAGUCCCACACCUGGCUCACGCCCCGGCCAUGAGCGGGCGUACAGCAAAGCAUCUGAUUUCGGUGACCUUUCAAGACCGGAAUCUCCGUCUCUUCGCAAUAAUCGAGAUACUGACUGGUCUGCGGCGCGUCGAGAAGCUGCAGGCGCCAUCCUCGGAUCUGACCAGACAAACUUUACUAGCCUCACAGACGAGGAGCUCAAUGCUUUGUUCGAAGAAGUGCAACGAGCACGAGCUGAGCGCGUCAACGUUCGCGAGGAUGGCGAGGAUACGGAAUCUGUGACUUCCUAUCAACUGCGCGAAAAAUACAUGUCCAAUGGAACCAUUGACAACUUUUCUCUCGACACGGCUCUGACCAUGCCUUCAACUCCAAAGCAGGGUGAGGCUGAGGACAGGUUAAGAGAGGUUCGCGAGGAGCUACAAAGCCAGCUUGAAAAACAAAAGGAAGAAUUUCAAGACCAGCUCAAGAGUGCAGAGGCCGCCAACGUCGAAGUCGAGGAAAUUAAAAGAGAAAAAGUCAAGAUGGAGGCUGCUCUGCAGGAACUCAAAGAAGACAUGCAAAAGCAGCUCAAGAUUCAGAAAAAGCAGUUUGAGGAGAAGAUGGAAAAGAUGGACCCGUUGAAGCGACCCAAGGCCAGCCCCAAGCUCUCGGAGGGAGAGCUGGAGCGAGCAAAGAAGGUCAUUGGUAUUUGGCGAGACCGACACUAUGUCAAGAUGGCAGAGACGGUGCUACAAAAUGCCGCGGUGCUGAAGGAGGCGCAAAUCAUGAGCAAUGAGCUUGAUGAGAGUGUUGUUUUCCAGUUUGCUGUCGUGGACGUCGGCCACGUCAUGUGCUCCUCGUACGAUAUGGUUCUCAACGGACUUACCAGUGAAGGAGAGGAUGUGGCCCUUGAGGAGACUCCAAAGCCGUGCAUCGGCAUCAGAGUCAUUGACUACCGCAAUAACGUUGUCCGGCUGUGGAGCUUGGAGAAGCUGCACGACCGCGUACGCCAAAUGCGCCAGAUGCACCAAUAUCUCGACCAGCCCGAAUAUGCUCAGCACCUCAGUCUGGAUAACCCGUUCAUCGAGCACUGUAUGCCUUCCUACACGUUGAUAGGCGAAGUCGACGUGCCUCUAAAAGCCGUCUUCGAGAGCCGUGUACAGGACUUUUCCUUGGACGUGCUAUCGCCAUACACGUCUCACGCCAUUGGCAUUGUGAAGCUGUCACUUGAGCCAUCUCAUGCUCGAGCCCCCACAAACACGCUCAAGUUCAAUGUGGUCAUGCACGAGUUUAUUGGCUUUGCCGAGCGCGAAGGCACCGAGGUUCACGCCCAACUCUUUAUCCCCGGUGUCUCAGAAGAGGACGGCGUGACAACUACACAAAUGAUUACCGAGUUUGACGAAGGCCCUAUUCGCUUUGAGAGCGUACACAACAUGAGCGUUCCCCUUUUCGCGCCCCAAGAUGUCAUGCUGAGAGCAUCCAUCUACGCCAAAGUCCAACCAAUGCAUCUCGAUAAACUCCUUAGCUGGGAUGAUAUGAGAGAUGCAGCCCCAUCGCGUGACGGUGCCAAGGCAAGCCGCAUCAACGAGGCACAGUUCUACACGCAAGAAAAGCACGACAUGCUUUCCAGGAUUCAGAUCCUCGAACUCAACGAGAUGGGAGAGUAUGCUCCUGUCGAGGUCACUCAAGUUAGCGAACUGGACACGGGCACAUUCCAGCUUCACCAAGGGUUGCAAAGAAGAAUUGCCAUCAACAUCGCCCACAGCUCCGGCGAUGCCCUUCCAUGGGGUGAUGUGACAGCUGUCCGCGUUGGCAAGGUACGCCUAGUCGACUCUGGCGGCAAGACACCAGAUAUGGGUGCGAGCGAACCUGACAUUCAAUUACGCCUCACGUCACAUCCCAUCUUCCGCCAAAACCCCAACGGCACGCGCAGCAUCACCGUUUUUGCACAAUGGGACUCGAGCCUGCACAACUCCCUACUACUCGAUCGUGUGACGGCCGACAAGUACAAGGUGCAGAUGAGCAUUAGCUGGGAAAUCAGCUCCGAGAAGCUGGCGGAGCCUAUGAAGUUUUCGCAAAAGGUCUGCAUACAGGUUCUCUCGCGAACAUUUGUGCGCCAAACAUCCAUGUUCUCCGCACUCUGGCAAAAUAUGCGCUUCAUCCGCUCCUCGACUGGUAUCUUUACAAUCACCAUGAGACCAGCGCCGAUUAAGCGAGUCGGUGACUUGUGGAGGAUGAACAGCCGACACGACUACGUCAAGGGUGAAGAGAACCUUGACAGCUGGAACCCACGGGGAGUGUCGCUUGUGAGCGACUUUAUUCUCGCGCGAAAGAAGAGACGACGGAUAGCCGAGAUUGGUGCCGUGCACAUGAUGCUUCAUGUUCUUGGCAUCGAUCCAAGUGGGCAACUGGUCAAGGAAGCAUCUGAACCAGAGCCAGAGCCAGAGAUUCAGAAGCCUGUGCUGCCCGACGACGAUGAUUUGCUGCAUGACACGCCCGAAACUUCGCAGGUGCCGUGUCUUGAGGAGGAAGCAGAAGCGAGAGCUGCUGAUGGCGGAAAUGAGGACGAGGCAAAGGGCGAGGGUGAAGCUGAUGGCGAAGAGACAGUCAAGAUCGAAGUUUCGGCACCGUCAGAGAAACCAAUAUACAACGAGCAACAAGUCGAGCUUCUACAAAAGUGUCUGUCACUAUGGCUCAAGUACCCCGACCCGCUCACCAAGAUCCUCAGCCCGGCCAACACGGCACCUCCGACCAACGGUGUCACGUCGGAGCCUCCUGAGCUGCCGAGCCUCAUCACGACAGUCGUGCGCGUGUCCAAGAAUCCCAAGGUGCUCAAGGGCGGCUACCUCCUCGUGCCCAACAGCGACUCUACGCGGUGGGUAAAGCGCUUCGUCGAGCUGCGCCGGCCGUACCUUCACAUCCACUCGGCCUCGGACGGCGACGAGGUGGCCCUCGUCAGCCUGCGCAACUCGCGCGUCGACAGCCAGCCGGGGGUGUUGGCCCUCCUCAACGGACCCGACGACUAUGACAAUGCACCCGGCCAGAACGGCGGCGCCGACUUUACGCCCGGCCAUCGCCGCACAGCCUCGGGACGCGUCAUUUCGACGAUUUGGACCGGCAAUAACAAUGGCGGCGGCGGCGGCAGCAGCAGCAGCAGCGGGACCCGCGCUAAUAAUGGUGGCGGGCCGGGCCUGCAGCGCCUCAGCGAGCGCAUGCAGGCGGGCGUGUUUGCGAUUUACGGCACGGAUAACACGUGGCUGUUUGCGGCGCGCAGCGAGCGGGACAAGAUGGAUUGGAUCUUUCGCAUCGAUCAGACGUACAUGUCGGCGGCGGGCGAGAGUCAGCCCGGGAGCGGCUUUGCGAGCCCUCACCCCGGAAGCGAUUACUGA